Molecule: messenger RNA, 4145 nt
Organism: Alligator mississippiensis (American alligator)
Lineage: Eukaryota; Metazoa; Chordata; Crocodylia; Alligatoridae
Product: collagen alpha-2(IX) chain
Exons: 30
Coding region: 470-3091 (873 amino acids)
Source: RefSeq, a predicted model, not a curated record
GCCGGCGAGGACUGACCCACUCCCCGCCAGCACCACGCGGCGCCAGCAGGACUCAGACCAAAAUGGCUACCUUAAGGACAAGCCUUCCCUCUAGACACAUGUGUGCCAACUCCUCUCAGGAAGACUCAGCCUGACAGUGAUCAUCAAUCACAGGCUGCUUUUCAGAGAGCCUUCAGAGAAGAACUUCCCCUAGACCAGGGACUGAAAACAACCAUUUAUGCCAAAAGAGUUUUGGACAGAAGAGUGUUUUGGAUGGAAGAUAAGGAAUUUGAGUUUUAACCUGAGAUGCAGAAGUGGAUGAAGUGAAGUAGUGCUGAGAAGCAGCAGCAGAUUGGAAAAUCACCACUAUAGAGACAGGAGUAGAAACUGUGGAUUCAGACAGAAGUGACAAGAUUUGCCUUAUCUGGCCACAGAAAGAAGUCUAUAUCCAUGACCAAAUACAAGUGUAUGGCUGCAGACAGCUUUAAAAAUGGCUGAUCAGAUCUCAUCUGUGCAAGGGAACAAAGGUGGGAUUUGCAUACUGGCCUGUAUAUUUCUUAUUAUGUUGUCCUUUCAUGUCAGUGGGCAAGAGCAUUCAGGAUACCAGUCAGGUGAUGAAGGUACUGACAGGGGGACAGAAUCAUAUCUGUAUGUGCAUGAAGCAGACAGUACACUUAUCGAUGGCUACGAAUCAGGAGAUGACAUGAGGAUGACCACCACAAGCUUCCCUUACAUAACAGACUACCCUAGCAGCUAUUACCUAGAGGAGACCACGGCUGCUUAUUAUGAGUCAAUAUCUUCUGGAUAUUAUUUGAACAGAGAGGAAUAUACUUAUCCUACUCCAACAGAGCCCUAUGACAAUGCGAAGGAAGUUAUUACCCUAACCGCGAGGACACCAUUCAGUAGAAAGAAAGAUCCCUUCUCAGUUCCUAAUGUCUCAGGGGAAACAGAAGUCAUUGAUCUGUUGCGAGAAUUAGGAGUCCCCAGUGCUUCUGGAGUCAAUACUGUUCCAGGAUCACAAAGUGACCGGACAGCAUAUCAGCUUGGACCACAUGUGCACAUUACAAGAAAAACCAGAUUACUUCCCCCACAGGGGCUCUCCCAGGAAUUCUCUGUAGUUUCUACCUUCAGAAUGAGGGAGGAUACCUCUCAGGUAGUGUGGGAUCUCUGGAGAGUGAUGGACAGUGCCAGAGCUGAUCAGUUUAGGCUGCGUCUCUAUGGAGAAAGCUCUGCAGUUGACAUAUACAGUGCAGCAGGAGAAGCAUCAGGUAGUGAGCUCACCACCUUUGAGAAUGUGGAGAAGCUUUUUGAUGGGACAUGGCACAAGCUUGCCCUUAGUGCCAGGAGAAACCAGCUUACCUUAUAUAUAGACUGCCAGCCAGUGGGCACUGCCCCUGUCAGUCAUUAUGGAGCAAUCAGGACAGAUGGAAACAUUGUCUUGGCUAAGAGAAUAAAGGAUGACAUCACUACACUGGUGGAUGUGCAGCAACUUCAGCUUUACACAGACCACAACCGGGCAGAGGACGAAACGUGUUGUGAAGUACCUGGAGUGGAAGAUGUCCGGUGUGGGAGCUCAGGUCACAGGAAGAUUCCAGAAACCUGCAGUUGCCAGCCUGGAGUGCCAGGCUAUGCUGGCUUUCCUGGUACAAAGGGUGAAAAAGGUGAUCAAGGUGCCUCAGGCUUCCCAGGAUUGCAAGGAAGACAGGGUGAUCCAGGAGAAACAGGUUCUGAAGGACCUUCUGGAUAUUCUGGAGCCCUGGGUUUCAUCGGUAUACCUGGAGAGAGAGGUGAAUUGGGUCCCCCAGGGAAAAAGGGUGAACCUGGUUUGCCUGGACCUGAAGGUGAAUCUGGAAUAAAAGGAGAAGCAGGUGACAUUGGGAGGAGUGGUGAGGAUGGCAGCUCUGGUGCUCCAGGAGAGGAGGGUUCACAAGGAACACCAGGAAAACCAGGACCUCCGGGGCCAGAUGGACCAAAGGGCUUUGCUGGUGCUAAUGGACCCAAAGGAGCCCAUGGAAAGCAAGGAUCUAUGGGUUAUCCAGGAGCCAUGGGAGAAGCUGGAGAAGCAGGGCCUAAGGGAGAUGAAGGACCUAUGGGAAUCCCAGGCAGUGAUGGCAUUCCAGGAAGAGAUGGUCCACUGGGAAUCCCAGGAUUAGAGGGUGAGAUUGGACUCAUGGGACCAAAGGGUAGCAAAGGUGAGCAGGGUCCCAAGGGACCACCAGGAAGAUCAGGCUCCAUGGGAGCCAAAGGUGUGAUGGGUGAUCCUGGUCUACCAGGUAAACCCGGUUCUAAAGGAAUAAAAGGCCAAAAGGGGGCUCAAGGUGAGACUGGAGAUCAAGGCCCAAAGGGUGAUACUGGAAGAAAAGGAGACAUUGGGGAUGCUGGAUCCCAGGGUGAUCCCGGAGACAGGGGAGACAAAGGCCAACAAGGAGAAUGUGGAUCUCCUGGUCCAGUUGGUCCAGAAGGCCCAAGAGGUGUCCCUGGUUUACCUGGUCCAAGAGGUUUUCCAGGCUUUGUGGGGGAGAAUGGAAUAAUUGGUCCCCCUGGACCUCCAGGGCCUCGUGGACCUGAGGGGCCAGGAAUGCCUGAGGAGCACGUGUAUGAACUGUGUCGUAAUGUGAUCAUAGCUCAGAUAGCCCAAUAUUCAGCAGGUAUCAGAUACAAAUGUGCCAGUGCUUGUCCCACUGCUAAUCUGACACUAAUUGGACCCCCAGGACUUCCUGGCAUGGCAGGACCACCUGGAAAAAAGGGAAAACCAGGUCUUCCUGGACUUACUGGGAAACCUGGCCCCAGGGGACCUACUGGAUUUCCUGGAGUUAAUGGAGAAGUUGGGGAACCAGGAGAAAAAGGCCAGAAAGGUGAUAGAGGAGAUCUGGGUAAAGGACUCCCUGGACCAGAUGGACCUCCAGGGUCUAUAGGGGUUCCUGGACAUCCCGCUACUGCCCAAGAUGGCCAGCCAGGCCCAACAGGCCCUCCUGGAUACAGCGGCCCUCCUGGGCAGCCUGGAUUUCCUGGUCCUGUAGGCAUCCCUGGCCUGUGUGAAGCAACAGAUUGUGGUAUCUACGCUCCAAAACUGCUGGCAGAACAGGAAUCUGUAAAGGGACCAGCAAUUUAACUGUAAAAGAGUAAUAAUGCAAGGCUAAGAGGUUAAAAACAGCUCAAUGUCUCUAACACCCACUGUAAAAUUCUUACUCCGACUGUUGUUAUUUCUUCAGUAUAUAUCUCAGUCAUAUGCUGUGCUACCUCAUCAUUACAAUGAACUCCUGUGCCACCCAGAGAAAAAGUCAUUAAGAGGGCAUUUGCUCUAAUAGAGUUAGUUAACUUGCUGCAUCAUAAUCAUGAAAAAAUCUGGUUGGAAUUAUUAUAAGUAGAGGAUUGUUAUAAACAGAGUUUGUAAUACUAUUGUACUCUAUGUGCAAAUUGUGCAAUGAGAAUAUUGUACAAAUACUGUAGGCAAGUAAAUAUGAUACCAAGUCCAGCUCAAAAGAUUCUUCCCUCAGUACCACCAAGCACUGCUCAGUUUUGAGUGUGCUGAUAAAAGCUCUUGAGUUGUUUGAUUACCCAUUGAUACACACUACAAUAACCUGACUUUUUACUUAGAUUUGGUUUUGGACAUUUCAUUUAUAUUUGUCUUAUAAACAAAGAAGGGACAAAUCCUACUCUCAGGUGUAAUUCUUUGAAUUCAGUGAUUUAUUGCAGUAUAUAGUUUCUCUAGAUUUAGACAAUAUAGAUGAGCAGAAUUUACCCUGCACCCUGUGAAGGGCUAUAGAAAAAAAACCGCUUCAACUAUUUAUGAUUUAUUAAUUCAAAUAAUUUUACACUGAGUCUCACACUUGUAGUUUUGUAAAUGUUUCUUCCUCUCAUUUUGGAAUUCACAAAGCUGGCUAUUAAUCAGACAUUGGCCAGGAGACAAUAACAAACUCAAUUUUUGUCUGAAACCUGCUGUGCUGUAGAAACAACACUACUGUAUGUAUGCUGGGACAUUCCUCAGUAGAAUGCUUGCCUGACUAAGGAUGGCAAUUAGCUGUUCUGUAUGACUGGAAGUAAAUUCAGUAAAGUCCCAUAAAAUGAUCACGGUUUUCUCAUCAUCAUCAAGGCUUGAUUUCUGUGGAACUGGCUUUCCUAAUAGCUAAAGAACCAAUUAUACUUUCCCUGAUGUCAGUGGCAAA